This is a messenger RNA of Jatropha curcas, 3499 nucleotides long. RefSeq lists its product as uncharacterized. Gene Ontology annotation, biological process: protein phosphorylation. NCBI's taxonomy places the organism in Eukaryota, Viridiplantae, Streptophyta, Magnoliopsida, Malpighiales, Euphorbiaceae. Gene Ontology annotation, molecular function: protein kinase activity; ATP binding; protein binding. The record is from RefSeq and is a predicted model, not a curated record.
AAGUUAAAGAUAUACGAAAUCAUAAUACUUUGUUAGUGGCUUACCAGCGUUCAUUUCCACUAACUGAUUGUCAAAAAAUGGAGGAGUGCCAAUAUCUAUAAUUAAUUCUACAAUUUAUAUCUUCUCCAACUUUCUUUUCUCUGUUUGAAGAUGGGUGUUGAAAAUCUCAACCUACCAAUUUCUUUAAAUUCUUGCACUUAAGUCCCAAGUAAACGUUGUCUUCCCCCUCCAAGUUUUUGCCACUCAACAAACACUGUCUGCUAGCUAGUCUAGAAACCAAACAAUCUGAAAUCCGCCAACAAAUUCGAAUUCCAUAUAUGAGUUCAAGAGGUUCCUGGUCACUUUUCUGCAUCCAUGCAACUUUUUUUCUCCUCUCAUUAUUGGGCUCAAAUUUGCCAUGCUUCAGUUGUUCAUUAAUCUCUAUGCCAUCUGGAAAUGAGACAGAUCAACUAGCUUUGCUUGAGUUCAAGGCUAAAGUGACUGAUGACCCCCUUGGAGUGAUGAACUCAUGGAAUGUUAGCAUUCACUUCUGCCAAUGGUAUGGUGUUACCUGUGGUCACCGGCACCAGCGUGUCACAGUGCUGGAUUUAAGUUCGUUGAAACUUGCAGGUACCAUAUCACCUCACAUAGGUAACUUAAGCUUUCUAAGAAUAUUAAAUCUUCCAAACAAUAGCCUCACUCAAGAAAUCCCUUCAGAAAUUGGUUACUUGCACAGAUUAAAAGCAUUAAGACUGCAAAACAACUCAUUCAGUGGAAAAAUACCUUCCAAUACAUCUGGUUGCUAUGAUCUUCGUUUUCUUAAUGUUGGUCGAAAUAAGCUGGUAGGAGAAAUUCCUACGGAGCUUGGGACUUUGUCAAAGAUUAUGUUUGUCCUUUUACAUCACAAUAAUCUAACAGGAAGAAUUCCUUCUUCUUUGGGGAACUUAUCAUCUCUUGAGGCGCUUUGGCUCUUUGAAAAUAAUUUGGAUGGUGGCAUCCCUAGUGUCCUAGGCAAAUUGACAAAUUUGACCGAUUUCCGUGUGGGUGGAAAUAAGUUUUCUGGACUCAUCCCACCCUCACUCUUCAACUUGUCUUUGAUUGAAACUUUUGAUUUGUCAGAUAACAAAAUUCAAGGGAGUCUUCCCUCUAACAUUGGCAUCAGUCUUCCAAAUAUUCAGCGGCUUUCUCUUUCAUCCAAUCAAUUUAUUGGGCCAAUUCCAGUUUCAAUAUCCAAUGCCUCAACGUUGGUUGAACUUCAACUUCCAGAUAACAAUUUUACAGGAGAAGUGCCUUCUUUGGAAAACCUACCUAGGCUUGAUGUACUCAGCAUCUCUUUCAAUUAUCUUGGAAAUGAUUUGAGCUUCUUAUGCUCGUUGACCAACACUACCAAUUUACGAGUCUUGGCAUUAAAUUUGAAUAACUUUGGAGGAGCAAUACCUGAAUGCAUCAGCAACUUGUCAACUGCUCUUAGCAUCUUGUGGCUGGAUAACAACAUGAUAUCUGGAAGCAUGCCCGGUGGGAUAGGCAAACUUGUCAACCUAGAGGAUCUUAAGUUGUGGAAUAAUCACUUAUCGGGUAAUCUUCACCCUUCUAUUGGAAAACUACAAAAGCUAGUAUUAUUGAAUCUAGCAAUAAACGAAUUCUCUGGAAAAAUUCCUUAUUCUCUAGGUAAUUUGACAUUGGUAACUGAAAUGUAUAUGGAUAGAAAUAAUUUUCAGGGAACUAUUCCUUUAAGUUUGGGAAAUUGCCAGAAUUUGUUGGCACUUGGCCUUUCCAGCAACAGUCUUACUGGCCCUAUACCACCACAAGUUUUUAGCCUUGCAUCCUUAUCAAUCUAUCUCGACUUAUCUGAAAAUAAUUUCAUUGGUGCUCUUCCCAGUGAAGUUGGGAAUUUAAAAAAUCUUGGUCAGUUGUUUGUUCAUGAUAAUAUGCUCUCUGGCAAAAUUCCAGCCGGCCUUGGCAGUUGUGUAAGUUUGGAAAAAUUGGACUUGCAUGGCAAUCACUUUCAAGGGUCCAUUCCUCCGUCUUUGACUUCACUAAGAGGUCUUCAAGAAAUAGAUUUUUCGCACAACAAUUUAUCGGGCAAAAUUCCAGAAUUUUUUGCUAGUUUUAUUCUGCUGCUGAAGUUGAACUUAUCUUUCAAUGAUUUUGAAGGAAUAAUGCCAACAAAAGGAUUGUUCAAAAAUGCAACCAUUACUUCAGUCAUGGGAAAUAGAAAACUCUGUGGUGGGAUUCCUGAGUUUAAGUUGCCCAGGUGUAACUUCAAAAAGAAUGUGAGAUUGACAGUUAAACUAAAGGCCAUUCUUGCUACUGUAGCGGCGGUAUUAGGAAUGGCUUUGGUGCUUUCUGUUGUAUUUCUUUCAAGGCAAAGGAAGAAACAUCAGGAACUUCCUCCAUCCUCUUCAGAUGUUUCACUUUUGAGGUUGUCUUAUCAAAAUCUCCAUGAUGCUACAAAAGGCUUCUCCUCAAACGACUUAAUUGGUGUUGGCAGCUUUGGUUCUGUGUAUAGAGGAAUUCUGGAAGAAGGUGGAGCAGUUAUUGCAGUUAAGGUGCUUAACCUGCAAAACCACAGAGCAAUUAGGAGCUUCGUGGCUGAAUGUCAGGCUUUGAGAAAUAUCAGACAUCGGAAUCUUGUAAAGGUGAUUACUGCAUGUUCAAGUAUUGAUCGUCAAGGCAAUGAAUUCAAGGCUUUAGUUUAUGAGUACAUGGCAAAUGGGAACCUAGAUGAGUGGUUGCAUCCACCUGCUGCAAGUGAUGGCAAUCAAGCGGCACCAAAGAAUUUAAAUCUUCUUCAAAGGCUAAAUAUUGCUAUUGAUGUUGCUUCUGCACUUGAAUAUCUCCAUUACAAUUGUGGAACUCCAAUAGUUCACUGUGACCUCAAGCCUAGCAAUAUUCUUCUUGAUAACGAGCUGACUGGUCAUAUCAGCGAUUUUGGUCUAGCGAAAUUUCGUCUGCCGAGGAUACUAGAGGACUCUACUGAUCAAUCGAGUUCUGUGGGAUUAAGAGGAACUGUCGGAUAUACUCCUCCAGAAUAUGGGCUAGGAAGUGAGGUAUCAACAUAUGGUGAUCUAUAUAGCUAUGGAAUCCUCUUGUUAGAAAUGUUUACAGGGAAGAGACCCACCCAUGACACGUUCAAAGAGGGUAUGAACAUUCACAGGUUUGCAGAAUUAGCUUUACCAGAUAGAGUGGCUGAGAUUGCAGAUCCAAUUCUUCUUCAAGAACGAAAUAAAGCAAAGAGAAAUGGUGAUAUUAUUAUUAUGGAAUGCUUGAUUUCAAUAAUUGGGAUUGGAGUAGCUUGUUCUGUAGAGUUGCCCACAGAGCGAAUGAGCAUUAGUGAUGUUGCCAUGAAGCUUUGUUCGAUCAGAGACAAGUUUCUGCGAACUGUGUGAAUGAACGACUCAUGAAAUGGGAAGAGCUCAACAUGCAAUUAUGUUGUACAUAUGAAGGAUAAUUUUUACCUUUUUUUUUUUUUAUGAGAACAAAUUAGUAAUUAAUAAAAUUAAAGGGGUUUGAAUAGUAA